AUGGCGCCAAAACAGUUGGGCGCCCUUUCAAAUGACAUAACCUUGGGAGUUUACAUAUUUAUUUUAACGUUUCAAGGCCUGUGCUCAGCGAUCAAUGGAUAUAUUCUUUACCUGUUCAUAAUGAGGCGAGACCUGCAAAAGAACAAGCACAUGAGGUUGGUAAUAUUUCUGUCGCUCGGAGAUUUUUUGCUAGCUAUCGGUGAACUACCCUAUAUCAUUUACAUGACAAUCAACUGGAGUCAUACACUAAUUGACUAUGAUCCUAUGUAUAUUAUGGUCACAGCUCAACCAUUGCCAUUGCAAUUGAAAAUUUCGGCGACAGUUACUGUGGGGAUAGCGUUGAGCAGGAAUAUUGCCCUAUUCUUCCCUUCACUAUUCCGCCGAAUGGAUCUUGGGGAUUUUUCCAAUGGAGUCAUCCUGGUCGCAAUUAUCUUUGCACUUUUUGAUGAUUUCUUGUACUGGUACACUACUACAAUCGAGCAUCAUUUGAAUUGCGGAACUAUCGGAUGUUUUGUCAGCGAUCGAUUCAGAUACUACUGGGGGAUUUCUAAUAUGAUUCUUGGUUUCAUGGCAGUUGCUCUUUCAAUCACAAUCUUCUGGAAACUUCAAAUGGUGUCGAAGAAGAAAAGCUCAGAUCCUGGAGGAUCCAAGAGCAAGUACGCUAAAGCAAAUCGCACAUCAACUGGAAUUCUCAUGUCUUCUUUGCUGUUUAUCACGGUGCCAAGUGUUUGCGUGGGCGUUGUGGAGCUCACAGGAUUUUCAAUUUUCAAGCUAAUCGGCCCAUUUUACUCGGCCUGCUUGCUAGUCAGUGGUUGUUGCAAUGGAAUUAUUUUUAUUAGUAGUAACUGGGACAAUGUGAAACUGAAAAAGCCAAAAACAUCAGUCAUCAUGGUUACCAGGGCGUCAAUAGUACCGUCAAUGGCGAAUUCGGGUGGUGGCUGGAAUUGA
This is a messenger RNA of Caenorhabditis elegans, 948 nucleotides long. It is a transcript of the gene R13D11.1, whose product is annotated as G_PROTEIN_RECEP_F1_2 domain-containing protein. The transcript has 5 exons. Bases 1 to 948 code for a protein of 315 amino acids. The record is from RefSeq and is marked reviewed. Lineage: Eukaryota; Metazoa; Nematoda; Chromadorea; Rhabditida; Rhabditidae.